Messenger RNA from Culex quinquefasciatus (southern house mosquito), 2194 nucleotides. RefSeq names its product sodium-coupled monocarboxylate transporter 1. Gene Ontology annotation, biological process: sodium ion transport; transmembrane transport. Gene Ontology annotation, molecular function: symporter activity. Lineage: Eukaryota; Metazoa; Arthropoda; Insecta; Diptera; Culicidae. The record is from RefSeq and is a predicted model, not a curated record. Gene Ontology annotation, cellular component: membrane. The transcript has 7 exons. The coding region runs from base 305 to 2098 and encodes 597 amino acids.
UCAGUCUACCGUUGGAAGGUGUCGUGACCGCCGGGGCCCUUUCUGCGCUGUAUCGGACCGUGUCAGUGAUCUUCGCGCCUCAAAACGCGUCGCAGGUUAUAAAUAACCUCGCACUACUUGUUAGAACAUAGUUAAGCCGAGUGGCGCGUGCGGCCAAACCCUCAGCAUUCUCAGUCACGCACGAUGCACCGUCGCAGUGAAAGUGUCGUUUGAGAAAGUUUCGAGCGUGUUGUGUGUUGCAUUCCAAGUUGGUCCCACAAUACCGGCGGGAACGCAAACUCUACCGAGCACCAAAGAAAAAGUCAUGACCAUGGAGAGCCCACCGGAAGAGGUGGUCCACCAGACGGGUCAGCUGUGGUUCCAGACGGCCGAUUACGUCAUCUUUUGCGUGAUGCUCGGCUUGUCCACGCUGAUCGGGCUGUAUUACGGAUUCUUCGCCAAGCAAAAGCAGGACAACACCGCCGAGUAUCUGCUCGGUAGCAAGCAGAUGAAGGUGUUUCCGGUGGCGAUGUCACUGACGGCGACCCACAUCUCCGCCGUCACGAUGCUGGGCGUCCCGGCCGAGAUGUACCGGUACGGCAUCCAGUACUGGGCCUGCUCCAUCUCCGGGCUGAUCGUGACCAUCUUCAUGGUGUACGUGUUCCUGCCGGUGUUCUUCGAGCUGCAGACCACGUCCUGCUACGCCUACCUGGAGCAACGCUUUAGCCGACGGGUGCGCACUCUGGCCAGCUUCCUGUACGUGCUGUACUGCUUGCUGAACGUUCCGGUGCUGAUCUACACUCCGGCGAUCGCGUUCAGCCAAGUGACGGGGAUUAAACUGCACAUUAUCACACCGAUCAUUUGCUGCAUCUGCAUAUUCUACACCACGUUUGGGGGAAUACGAGCCGUCAUCUGGACCGAUACGCUACAGUUUGGGUCCAUGAUAGUGGCGCUGUGCGUAGUGAUGACCAUCGGAACGCUGCAGAUGGGUGGGAUCAUAAACAUCUUCGAGCUUGCCGAUGCCGGUGGAAGGUUGAUCUGGUUCAACAUGGAUCCCGACCCCUCGUUACGAUCCUCGUUCUGGCUGGUAUCACUGGGACUAACCUCGAUGUGGGUUUCCAACAUCGGAGUCACGCCGGAGUGCGUCCAGCGAUUCCUCACCGUGCCCGAUCUUAGCAGUGCCAAAAAGGCCGUCUGGAUCUUCGGCGUAGGUCACAUUAUCGUAAAGCUUUGCUCCGUGUAUAACGGUCUGCUGAUCUUCAGCAAGUACCACGACUGCGAUCCGGUCCACUCCGGAUUGGUUCAGAAGAACGAUCAAAUCUUCCCCUACUUUGUGCUCGAGGUGGCCCAAAAGAUCCCCGGGCUGCCCGGAAUGUUCGUGGUCGGGUUCUUCUCGGCCGCCCUGUCGUCCAUGUCAACGCUCAUGAACACCCUGUCCGGGACGAUCUACGACGACUUUGUGAAGCCCCACUUUAGCUUCAGCGAACGCACGGCCAGUAACGUCAUCAAGACGAUGGUCGUCACGAUCGGAGUGAUCUGUCUGCUGCUGGUGUUCGUCGUGGAGAAGCUCGGUUCCGUGUUCAGUUUGGCCAUCUCGGUGUCCGGGGUGACGUCCGGAACGUUGCUGGGAAUUUUUUUCCUGGGAAUGUUUUCGCCGUACAUUAAUGCGAAGGGUGCGUUCUGGGGAGCAAUAAUAUCGUUGGGAUCCAUGUGUUUCAUUGCUGCUGGAGCACAGUUGGAAAUUCUAGACGGAAACCUGAAGUAUCCAAGUCUUCCGCUGCAUUACGAUGGCUGUGAUGGAUUCAAUGCAACCGGCACCGCCAACAGCACGUUCUACAUCGACGCCGCGGGCCACGACAACUCCGCCGUGCCGUGGGUCUUCCGGCUGGGCUUCAUGUACUACUCGCUGCUGGGCACGAUCAUCGCCGUGCUGGCCGGGACCGUCAUCAGCUACGCGACCGGCGGCCAGCAGAAACCCAUCUCGGACCGACUGCUCACGCCGUGGGUUCGCUCCUGGUACAAAUCCGUCCGCAGCGUCGACGACUACGAGUACAAACAACCCCCGCAGCAAAUGCAGGUGCUGCUCGGGGUGAAAGAUCCGGCCAAAAUUCACAAAUAAUAACGAUUACGACGAAUGCAUGGAAUUUUUUGUUGUUUUGUAUUUGUAAUGUAAAGUAAAUGUAGAUAUCUAUAAUACAAAAAUAACUUAAGCCUA